Molecule: messenger RNA, 2213 nt
Organism: Cryptococcus amylolentus CBS 6039
Lineage: Eukaryota; Fungi; Basidiomycota; Tremellomycetes; Tremellales; Cryptococcaceae
Exons: 5
Coding region: 183-2141 (652 amino acids)
Molecular function (GO): zinc ion binding; nucleic acid binding
Source: RefSeq, a predicted model, not a curated record
CCACAAUCGCACAAUACUCGAGACCCCAAGUCUACAUCGAUAUCAACCACGCUCCUCUCAGCGCUAUCUCGACGCCAUCCAAGGCGGCUUCCAUCACCAGACGAGAUCGUCCACAGGCCCACCCUCGAGCUUGAACCUGAUCAUCGAAACCCAAGCUGGCAUACUCUUGAACAUCCACCACCAUGUCUGGCUACAUCCCAACGGCUUUCAAGCCUUUGCGCUCCCUCGUGGCCAACGUCCAGUUCUCUCCUUCCCCUCCGCCCGAAGACCAACCCAACCCCCAAGAGUCCAGCGAUGACACCUACCUCGCAGACGGAAAUAUCAUUCUCGACGACCACCCCAUGUCUGAAGCUCCCAAAAGAGCAGACGGGCAACAUGCCAACUCUCCGGGGGUGUUUCACCCUUCGAUGGUACCGACUGUUGUUACGACGGGAGAUGGGCUUCAUGUGGAGCUGAUACCAAAGGAAGAGCAGGCGGACAAGGAAAAGAAGAAGGAUAAUAAGGAGGAUUUGAUGUUGCCAAGCCAUGUAUUGUUGGAGACGCACCUAUUGGGCGAGGAGGGGCAAGCGGAAGGGGAGGGCGAUAGGACGGCGGUGGAGGAUGAAGACUUUUUGGCUGGUCUGCAUUUCGUGGAUGAUGACCUCACAAGGGGAUCGAAGCGAUAUUUCGACCCAGAGCCUGAAGAGACGCAAGACGAUGAAGCCGCCUUCCUGGCCGCUGCCGACUCUCGAAAAGUGUGUCAGAAUUGCAAAAAGCCGGGUCAUCGCUCUGUCGAUUGUCCCCAUGUCAUUUGUACGACUUGCGGCGCUGUGGACGAACAUGAGAGAAGAGACUGUCCUCUCAGUAAAGUCUGUUAUGGGUGUGGACAAAGAGGCCAUCACAAGUCUGAAUGCCCCGAUCCUGCUACUCGCAACAAGAGAUGGACUGCUUGUGAACGCUGUGGUGGUUCGAGUCAUACCGAUACGAACUGUCCCACGAUCUGGCGGGUCUACACAUAUAUUCGCGACGACGAACGCAAAUCGGUGAUCAAAGAGAAGGAAAAAGCAGAGGGAUGGGCAAAGGAAGCUAUGGGCGGUGGACCCUAUGAAGCAUGGUGCUACAACUGUGCUCGAGAAGGCCACUUUGGCGAUGACUGCCCCCAACGACGAGGCUCGCUCGUACGCCUGACCGCCCCCUCUGCAUUCUCAUACGAAAUGUCCUCCCGCGGGCCCUUUUACGAAGCCCCCUCCAAAGCCAAAAACUUACCCAAAGCGACCCACUCGAGGUUCACCGACGACGACGUCCCUUACAACUCUGUGUACGACUCUUACGGUGCUGACGCUGGUCGCCGUGGGCGGGAAAAAGCCAAGCAAAAGAUGAUAUCUCGAGGUGGGAGACAUGACGAGGACGAGGACGAUUGGUUUGGCGGGAACCGGGAGAGAGAUAGGCGGGGUGGACAAGGGACACCGCAGAACCGUGGCCGAGGACAAGCGGGUACACCACAGAACCGCGGCGGACCAGCAGGCCGCGAUGGUAGAAGGCCGUGGGACUCUGAGCUGCGCGGACGAGAAUGGGACCAAGACCGAGCGAAACGGGAUCACGCAUCGCGGAACGACAGAGACGACUAUGAUCACUUUGAGCGACGUGGCGGGCAACCUCCGCGGCGGCAAUCGCGUUCACCGCCGGCGCGUAAACGAGGGGGACAGUCAUUGAGGGAUUUGCCGCCCAGCUCGGCUCCGCCCAAGGCGAAUUACAGGCCGAGACUUGAUGAUCGAGGGUACGCGGACUCGCCGUCUGUCCGGGGAGAUGGACGAGGCGCUGAAGCAGGCGCUGGCUCGAGAGCAUUGUUGGCACGCGCCAUGGGUCCUCAAGGUGGAGGAUCUUCUCCCCGUUCUCAUGACCUGGGGGCUUCGCCUAAACCGUCUUUGAAGAGUCGCAUAGGUCCUGCUCCUGGGGGUGGAAAGCGCGGGAGGGACGACGAGCGUGAUUGGGAAGGCGAGUGGAGAAGAGGAGGCGGACAAGGUGGGAAUGUGGCAGACUGGGGACGGCAGAUGGAUAGGGAUGUUCGUGAUAGUCGAGAUGGCCGUGGAAUGUCGAUCCGAGGGAGCGGGGCAAAGGAUCAGCAGAAGGGUACCGGGCAGAAGUAUCACGGAGGUUACUAGGUGGCAAUGGCUCGCGUGACUUGUGUACCGCUUGAUUCACUCAGGUGACUAUAAUGCAUGUGUUGCUGCAGU